AUGGCCAGAUUCACUCAGACUGAAACAAGAAGGCAGCAGCAUCCACAGCAGCAUCCCCAGCCGCCCCAGCCCACUCUCUCCUGCCUGGUUUACACCGGACCGGGGGCACCAGCGACCCAGCCGCCACCACCACUGCUCCCACAUCAGCACCAGUACCCCAAACCCAUGAACGGCUCAGAAUCCAUUUCCAUUCAUCCGGACAACGGCAACAUGAAAGACCAAGAUGCCAUUAAGCUGUUUAUUGGGCAGAUACCGCGGAACUUGGAGGAGAAAGACCUGAAGCCGCUGUUUGAACAGUUUGGGAAAAUCCACGAACUGACAGUUCUCAAGGACCGAUACACCGGCAUGCACAAAGGUUGUGCAUUUCUCACUUACUGCGCUCGGGAGUCGGCCAUCAAAGCCCAGAAUGCUCUCCAUGAACAGAAGACACUGCCAGGGAUGACUCGGCCCAUCCAGGUGAAACCCGCCGACAGCGAGAGCCGUGGAGGUAGUUGUCUUCUUUUCUCUUUUUGCUCAUGUCUAAGACAAAAACCAAACCACAGGAAGUUGUUUGUGGGGAUGCUAAACAAACAGCAGACAGAGGAAGAUGUCUACCGCCUCUUCGAACCCUACGGAGUGAUCGAGGAGUGCACGGUCCUAAGAGGUCCUGAUGGAAACAGCAAAGGUUGUGCCUUUGUCAAGUUCUCCACACACACCGAGGCUCAGUCUGCAAUCAGUGCUCUCCACGGCAGCCAAACCAUGCCCGGCGCCUCCUCCAGCCUGGUGGUAAAGUUUGCCGAUACAGAUAAGGAGCGCACCAUCAGACGCAUGCAGCAGAUGGUGGGGCAGUUCGGCAUCUUCAACCCCGCCAUCGCCCUUCCCUUCAGCACCUACAGCUCAUAUGCACAUGCGCUCAUGCAGCAGCAGGCAGCCAUCAUGGCAGCCAGCCACGGAGGUUACCUCACACCCAGCGUGGCAUUCCCGGCCACACAGAUCCACCAGAUGGGGGCGCUUAACAUCAACAGCCUGCCACCCACCCCCAUGACCCCGGUGUCGGGUGAUUCUCCACCCGCCAACAUCACCACCUCGGCUGUGCCCAGCAUAGUCACGCCCAUUGUCAACGGCUUCACGGGGAUCCCCCACCAGCCCAAUGGACACCCGGCUGUGGAGACGGUCUACACCAACGGCCUGCCCCCAUACUCCACCCAGAGCCCCACAGCUGCUGACACUCUGCAGCAAGCUUUCACUGGUGUACAGCAAUACACAGGAGCCAUCUACCCGGCCACUACGCUGACUCCCAUUGGUCAGACACUGCCCCAGCCACCCCAGGUCAUCCAACAGCAGCAGCAGAGAGAAGGUCCCGAGGGCUGUAACCUCUUCAUCUACCACCUGCCGCAGGAGUUUGGAGACAACGAGCUCAUGCAGAUGUUCCUGCCCUUCGGCACUGUCAUCUCCUCCAAGGUGUUCAUGGACCGUGCCACCAACCAGAGCAAGUGCUUUGGUUUCGUGAGCUUCGAUAACCCUGCUAGUGCACAGGCAGCUAUUCAAGCCAUGAACGGCUUUCAGAUUGGGAUGAAGCGAUUGAAAGUCCAGCUAAAGAGACCGAAGGAUGCCAGCCGCCCUUACUGA
Messenger RNA from Boleophthalmus pectinirostris (great blue-spotted mudskipper), 1608 nucleotides. It is a transcript of the gene celf5a, whose product is annotated as cugbp, Elav-like family member 5a. The record is from RefSeq and is a predicted model, not a curated record. Lineage: Eukaryota; Metazoa; Chordata; Actinopteri; Gobiiformes; Gobiidae. Bases 1 to 1608 code for a protein of 535 amino acids. The transcript has 13 exons. Gene Ontology annotation, cellular component: cytoplasm; nucleus; ribonucleoprotein complex. Gene Ontology annotation, biological process: regulation of alternative mRNA splicing, via spliceosome; mRNA splice site recognition. Gene Ontology annotation, molecular function: mRNA binding.